AAUCUCGCUACGUGAAGCUCGCCUCGCCCACCACCAGUGCCCCCCGUGUCCCACACUCUUCCGCCGCCGGCGCUGGGGAUGGCGGGGGCCAAGGCGGCUGCGGGCGGCUCGGCGGCGCCGCUGCUGCCGGCGCAGGCGGGGGAAGGGAGCUCAGCAAGAGGCGCGGGCGGAGGGGCCACGUCGGCGCAGACGCUGGGGAACGUGGUGGUCUCCAUCGUGGGCACCGGCGUGCUCGGCCUCCCCUACGCCUUCCGCGCCGCCGGCUGGGUCGCCGGCUCCCUCGGCGUCGCCGCCGCCGGCUCCGCCACGCUCUACUGCAUGUUGCUACUCGUGGACUGCAGGGAUAAACUCGCAGAGGAGGAAACUGAAGAGUGCUGUCAUGGUCAUUACACAUAUGGGGAUUUGGGUGACAGGUGCUUCGGGACGAUAGGUCGAUGCUUGACAGAAAUCCUCGUCCUUGUUUCGCAGGCUGGUGGUUCUGUGGCAUACCUAAUAUUCAUUGGCCAAAAUCUACAUUCCACAUUCAGCCAGUUGAUGUCACCAGCUGGCUUCAUCUUUGCUAUCCUCCUGCCUCUGCAGAUAGCACUCUCCUUCAUCCGUUCACUGUCUUCCCUUUCUCCAUUCAGUAUAUUUGCAGAUGUGUGCAAUGUCCUUGCGAUGGCAAUUGUUAUCAAAGAGGAUCUUCAGCUUUUUGACCAUCCCUUUUCACAUAGAAGUGCUUUUAAUGGACUUUGGGCAGUACCAUUCACCUUUGGUGUUGCAGUCUUCUGUUUCGAAGGAUUCAGCAUGACCCUUGCGCUAGAAGCGUCAAUGGCAGAGCGGAGAAAGUUCCGCUGGGUACUUUCUCAAGCAGUUGCUGCCAUUAUAACCGUGUAUGUCUGUUUUGGAGUGUGUGGGUACUUGGCCUAUGGCGAGGCCACAAAAGACAUCAUAACACUUAAUCUUCCAAACAAUUGGUCGUCUGCUGCAGUUAAGGUUGGCCUAUGUAUUGCACUGGCAUUCACUUUCCCAGUGAUGAUGCACCCAAUCCACGAGAUCGUUGAGACAAGAUUCAGAUCCAACGGAUGCUUUCAGAAGCUCUGCCGCAAUAAUGUUGGUGGCGCCGAGUGGAUAGGCUUGCACUCAAGCCGUAUCCUCGUGGUGACGGUCCUGACUGUGGUGGCAUCUUUCAUCCCUGCCUUUGGGUCCUUCAUCUCAUUUGUCGGGAGCACCAUGUGCGCGCUUCUCUCCUUCGUGCUGCCCGCUCUCUUCCAUCUCAGCAUUGUAGGCUCGUCGAUACCCUUGUGGAGGCGGGUGCUGGACUACGCCAUCCUUCUAUUUGGUCUGGCUUUUGCCGGAUGUGGUCUUGUCACUGCUCUCUCCCCGCAUUGAACAAUGGCCCAAUCAGUCAAAAAGUGCAGAUCAGGAAUCAGGAUAUCUUGCGGUGGCAGGAAUCUGAAUGGAGAUGACUGGAGUACCAUAGCAGAUACCACGGCUUGACUAGUGCGUGACUGAAUUGGUCUGCUUCAAUCCCAUAUAGCAGCAGUCAACUGUGGAAGAUAUAGUCAUGGUGAUUUUCAGAAAUGAAGUUGUGUAUGCAUGUUAUACAAAUCCGCAUAUGUUACAUUGAAAUUUUAGAGUCAUAUCUUAGGUGGUGUUUGGAUCCAUUUGCCAUGGGCUAAAGUUUAGCCCUUAUGCUAAAGGUGCUCAAGUUUAGCUCAAGUGAGGUGUUUGGAUCUAGGGACUAAAAUGUGCUAAAAGGUGAAAAUGAGAGGAAAGAGAAGGAGAGUGUUGCACUUUUAGCCCAAUUUAGGGCCUCUAGUAGAGCAAAUGGAAGGAGCAAAUGUUUUGCCCAUUUGUCCAUAUGUUUAGAUCCUCGUGAAAAAAAAGGCUAAAAGUGCAAGACUAAAGUUUUGCCAGGGGAUCUAAACAGGGCCUUAAUCGUGUGCGUGUUACACAUCUACAUAUGUUACAUUCAGGGAAAAAAAACGCUUACAUUGAGUACAUGUUGGGAUCCAUCA
Messenger RNA from Sorghum bicolor (sorghum), 2000 nucleotides. Its product is annotated as amino acid transporter ANT1. Gene Ontology annotation, biological process: amino acid transmembrane transport. Gene Ontology annotation, cellular component: vacuolar membrane. The coding region runs from base 79 to 1371 and encodes 430 amino acids. Gene Ontology annotation, molecular function: amino acid transmembrane transporter activity. The transcript is spliced from 3 exons. The record is from RefSeq and is a predicted model, not a curated record. NCBI's taxonomy places the organism in Eukaryota, Viridiplantae, Streptophyta, Magnoliopsida, Poales, Poaceae.